This is a messenger RNA of Phycodurus eques (leafy seadragon), 9175 nucleotides long. RefSeq lists its product as uncharacterized. The coding region runs from base 135 to 2432 and encodes 765 amino acids. Gene Ontology annotation, cellular component: mRNA cleavage and polyadenylation specificity factor complex. The transcript is spliced from 8 exons. Gene Ontology annotation, molecular function: RNA binding. The record is from RefSeq and is a predicted model, not a curated record. NCBI's taxonomy places the organism in Eukaryota, Metazoa, Chordata, Actinopteri, Syngnathiformes, Syngnathidae.
AAGAGUCUGUUUGCCUCUUGCGCAUUCUUCUGCUCAUCGCUUUUGCAGCAACGUAAUUGAUCGGGUUGCAAACUUUUGAUAUUCUCCACUUGAGUUUAUCUCACUCGUCUUUAUUGCCUAAUGAAAACACGAUAAUGUACCGGCCCGGUCAACAUCCGCGCGGUCCGCCAUCUUUCAGUGUUCGGCCAUCUCAUGGUCCUCUGUUUAACGUCGCUGGAGCUCCUUGUCUGCCUCCAUCUGGACAUUUGCCUCCCCGACGGUCCGGGCCUUUUUCGUCUUCGGGGUCGCCGGAAAACCACUUUCUAUCCAGACAUCCAAGACCCAAUUUUAUGAAUUCCCACUGUAGCUCGUUCUCCAUAGACCGUAGUAGAGUGAUUACUCCGGGAGGCAACCAGCAGCUUGCCUCUCCGGCACCACCAUCGCACCUUCCGGUCUCCAAAUGGAAUCCCACACCUGUCAAGCAUCAUACACGAGAGAACAGUGACAGUGCUGGAGAAGAGUUCCUGAGAUGUAUAGCUGCAAACAAACCUUUCCCAGACUAUCUCAGAGGGAACAUGGCAUUAAACCUGGCUGAUGCAUUAAAAUCAGCCAAGAUCCUGAAGGAGGCUGUCAAAUCAGACCAUGUUUUCCAGAAGCAUUUGACCAGGAGCAAAAGCCAGAGCAGGAGUCCUGGCCGUGGAAGAUCUCGAGGCAAAAGCCGCGUGCGAAGCCGAAGCAAAGGAAGAGGAAAAAGUCAAGUUCGUGGAAAAAGUCGUGCAAGAAGCAAAAGCAGGGCUCGCAGUCGAAGCAAAAGCAGGGCUCGCAGUCGAAGCAAAAGAAGGAAAAGUCGUGCGCAGAGCAAAAGCAGGCAAAGGCGGUCAUCGUCACGAAGUAGCAGCCCCAGCCACAUGGACGACUACAACAAUGCUAGUUGUAGUACUGAUCUCAGGGGCAGUAGUUUGUUAGAGGGACUUAAGAUGGUCAUGAGAAAAAAGGAAAUGGAAGACCAGCUGCCUUCUCUAAAAGAUGCAAUCCUAACUAUUGAGGCCUCAAAUAAAAGCAACAAACUGCAGUGUCUCUACAACAAGCAGCAACAUGACACACUGGCGACUUCAACAUCACUGGAAAAUGACAGCAUGCUCCUGCCUCAUGACAGAGUUGGCAGCGACUUCUCUUGGCUUCAGCCCCAAAGUCAGACAGCUCGAAAAGCUGAUCAGUUUGACGAUGAAGAGUUGUUCUUGUACGGGGAUGAAAAGGCCAUAAAGGAAAAACUGGACUACGGAACAUCUACAACAUCCGUGACUGGAGAGUUGGUCCAACCAAAGUGUGACGAAAUAAUGACCUGUGAGAUGGGCAGUCUAGAGCCUAACCGUGAUAAGUCAAAUUUCCGUAUUUUGGAUGGCCUCUCAUCUUCAAGCCAAGUCUUUGAAAAUCUGGACAACAAUGAGUGUGAGAAGAUCAAAAACAUAUUGAACAGUUUGGGGAAAAAAGACAGUAGUGAGAUGGAGAAACAGGUAUCUUCUGAGCCACUUAGUUGUUUGACAACAGCUUCCUUGGGAUUGAUAUCAUCUCACAGCCCUAAUGUGCAGCAAGCUCUGGAGUCCCUACGGUCACUCAUCAAAGCAACCAAGGAGAAGCGGGAAACAGGUGAUCCAGUCGGGACAUCUCUAUCAUCGUAUAAUAAACACAAGCUGGGUGAUGACAGUGAAAGGAACAAUGCCAAACAAACAAAAAUAACAAAAACUGAAAUGUUGAUGAAAGAAGUGGGGGAAUUGCUCAAAGAGGAUGGAUUCAGUUUUCUCAUACCAGUGAUCGGGUUUUACUGCCAGAUAUGUGAGGAGUUCAUUGGAGAUUUAAGAACUGCUGAAACCCAUGCUGCCAACCACUGCCAUAAUAAGAUUGGCUGUAAAACUUUGGUGAAUAAACAUACAGAAGAAACUAAAGGACACACGAGAUAUAGCAGCAGCAGUAGCAGCAGCAAACACCAUCCCACAUUGUCAGACCGACUAGACCACAAGGGCCACAGUUACACAGACAGAGGCGACGACAAACACGAAAAUCAUUACAAUAGGAGGCAUGACGGGGAUCACAGAAUCAAACAGGAGGAGGAUGAUCGUGGUCACAGGCCUGGGCAGGAAAGUAAUUUGUUCGAGAUGAAGAAGGAGAAGAUGCUCAUCACUGUUUCGGGUUGUCUUGCAUCUACAAAUGUUAAGGAGGAGUUGAACAAGGAUCAUGGCAUUGAAAGUCAUGCCAAAGUGAAGGAGGAAGCAGCAUACAAUGGAAAGUCUAAGGAUGUUAGCAAAGAAGAUGCAAAGGGGAAAAAUGAAAGUAGCCACGACAGCAACAAUGACCGUAAAAAGGGAUCAAAAGUAAAGUCACACAAAAAGAAAAAGAAAAAGGAGAAUAAAAGGGACAAGAAGGACAAGAAGAAGAAAAAGGAUGAUUUGCCUUAAGUGUUUCAUUGUGCUAGCUUGCUCGUUCUAAAGUUCAGACCUCAACAAAUGUCACAUUGCAACAUCACCAUGAGACCAGUGGAAUGUUUUGAUUUGUCUGAAGCACGGGUGUCAAACAGAAAAUCCGCAGGCCAGAUAUGGAUCAUUUUUUGCGGCCUGCUAAACAAGCCAUAAUUCACGAUAAAUCCUGUACCAAAAUUUAAACUUCUUCAAAAUCUUCACGUUUAAAAACAUUGAGCUAUUGCAAGCUUUUUUUUUGGUCCUUUUUGAAAUACUGUACAUUAAAUAAUAGUUGAACAAACAUUUUAUUGACUUCUGAUUUCAAAAAUAGCUAUCCAUCAAUUUGUUGUGUGUAAUAGUAUGAUGCGUCAAUUGUAAAUUUAUAUCAUUUUAAGUAACGACCCUCUGAGGGGAAACCAUUAGUACAAUAUGCCCCGUGACAAAAGUUAGUUUGACAUCCCUGACCUAUAAAGUGACAUUGUUCACUUUGGAUUCAUUGUUUCCAGUGUUGAUGUUACACUCUGGUUAAACACAGCUGAAACUGGAAUGGAGUUUGGGGGAAGUCAUCUUGUAUUCAAUCUAUCAGAGCUGUAAGAUUUUGUGUUUAAGCUAAUACCAGAAUCCCGGGCACAGGUGUGAAGUUUCAAACACUCGCUACUCCAGGCCUGUGUUGAAAGCAGUUGUCAGCGUCAGACAAUUGUUUUAUUACAUCUAAUUAAUGUGAUUACAGGAUGCCGUGUUGUGUAAAAGUAAACACAGUUGCAGCAGUAUCCCGCUUUUCCUGUGCGUUGUGUAAAAGGUAAAGGUGGAUGAAUGUCAGAUCUCCUGUAACGGCUCUGAUGAUGAAAUUGUGCUACAUGGCUGUGUAAAAGAGGUUAUUGCUUUUGCUGAAACAUUGCCCUUCACGUAAUGCAUACAACCAGGGCUUGAGGUUAAUAUACCAGCCAAAUGCAGGUCAAUUUCAGCAGUUGUAUCACCACUACUCCCACUCGUCAAUUUGGCAGGUUGAAUUUUAUACAUGCAUGGCUCAAAGUACUAUGGUGUAGUGCCGGAAGUCCGGCGUAUGACAAGACCCUCUUUAAAAAUAAAUAAGAAAAGGCUUACGGGACACGCGACCGAGCGCGGCAGAUAGAGGUGUACGUGCACUGUAAAAACAUCGACCGUACUGUUUGUAAUUGUAUGGUUAUCUUAUAAUUCCCUCUCGUUGCUACUGAUGCUUUGGUAGUUCACUUGAAUUUUUCCUCCAAGGGGGGGAGGCAGCGUCGCUCACUGCGAGCUCACAGACAAGAUCACCGGCUUUCACGUGCAGGGAGCCGAGCAGCCACGAGCCUCAAUCGAUCGGUAAAGAGAAGCCUGCAACAAGGCUGGAGUUGUAACCGAGCCGCCGGUUAUUCAGUGUCUAUAACCGUGAGGUAUGUUUAGCUGGCUGGCACAAGCCGAGUGAUCCACUGUUACGCUGUCACACUUUGGUUACAUUGGUGACGCUGUCCAAGGCAAACCGAGUUGACCCGAGCAUUUCACAUCCACAUGAAGUCAAAUAUUGUACAACCCCAAUUCCAAUGAAGUUGGGACGUUUUGUUAAACAUAAAUAAAAACAGAAUACAAUGAUUUGCAAAUCAUGUUCAACCUAUAUUUAAUUGAAUACACUACAAAGACAAGAUAUUUAAUGUUCAAACUGAUAAACUUUGUUUUUAGCCAAUAAUCAUUAACUUAGAAUUUUGUGGCUGCAACACGUUCCAAAAAAGCUGGGACAGGUGGCAAAAAAGACUGAGAAAGUUGAGGAAUGCUCAUCAAACACCUGUUUGAAACAUCCCACAGGUGAACAGGCUAAUUGGGAACAGGUGGGUCCCAUGAUUGGAUAUAAAAGGAGCUUCCCUGAAUUGCUCAGUCAUUCACAAGCAAAGAUGGGGCGAGGUUCAUCUCUUUGUGAACAAGUGCGUGAGAAAAUAGUCAAACAGUUUUAAGGACAACGUUUCACAACGUGCAAUUGCAAGGAAUUUAGGGAUUUCAUCAUCUCCGAUCCAUAAUGUCAUCAAACGCUUCAGAGAAUCUGGAGAAAUCUCAGCAUGUAAGCGGCAAGGCCGAAAACCAACAUUGAAUGCCCGUAACCUUCAAUCCCUCAGGUGGCACUGCAUCAAAAACCGACCUCAAUGUGUAAAGGAUAUCACCACAUGGGCUCAGGAACACUUCAGAAAACCAAUGUCAGUAAAUACGGUUCGGCGCUACAUCCGUAAAUGCAACUUGAAACUCUACUAUGCAAAGAAAAAGCCAUUUAUCAACAACACCCAGAAACGCCGCCGGCUUCUCUGGGCCCGAGCUCAUCUAAGAUGGACUGAUGCAAAGUGGAAAAGUGUUCUGUGUUCCGACGAGUCCAUGUUUCAAAUAGUUUUUGGAAAUUGUGGACAUCGUGUCCUCCGGGCCAAAGAGGAAAAGAACCAUCCGGACUGUUACGGACGCAAAGUUCAAAAACCAGCAUCUGUGAUGGUACGGGGCUGAGUUAGUGCCAAUGGCAUGGGUAAUUUACACAUCUGUGAAGGCACCAUUAAUGCUGAAAGGUACAUACAGGUUUUGGAGAAACAUAUGCUGCCAUCCAAGCAACGUCUUUUUUCAUGGCCCCUGCUUAUUUCAACAAGACAAUGCCAAACCGCAUUCUGCACGUGUUACAACAGCGUGACUUUGUAGUAAAAGAGACUGGCCUACCUGCAGUCCAGACCUGUCUCCCAUUGAAAAUGUGUGGCACAUUAUGACGCGUAAAAUACGACAACGGAGACCCCGGACUGUUGAACAGCUGAAGCUGUACAUCAAGCAAGAACGGGAAAGAAUUCCACCUACAAAGCUUCAACAAUUAGUGUCCUCAGUUCCCAAACAUUUAUUGAAUGUUGUUAAAAGAAAAGGUGAUGUUACACAGUGGUAAACAUGACCCUGUCCUAGCAUGAUGAUGAUGUUAAUGAUUAUUUGCUAAAAACAACAAAGUUUAUCAGUUUGAACAUUAAAUAUCUUGUCUUUGUACUGUAUUCAAUUAAAUAUAGGUUGAACACGAUUUGCAAAUCAUUGUAUUCUUUUUUUAUUUGUUUAACUCAACGUCGCAACUUCAUUGGAAUUGGGGUUGUACUUCAGUUUUGAUAAAGGGUGAGUACUGGAUGUAGUUUAGGCCAAUUUUUUUCCUGCUUUUUAAAUCUGUUACAAUUAUCUAACAGCUCAAGUUACUGCACAUUGCCGUUUUUAUAUUUUCCCCGUCCACUAAAUAUUUACCACACAAAAUGUGAUAGUAAUGUUAUCAACUACAAAGUUUUAAUUUGAAAGAAAAUCAUCCUAUUUCCUCAGCUCAAUAAAGUCCUCCGCACUUUUAUGUAAAAUUAUAAAUAACCAGGUCAUUUUUUUUAUCAGCUGAUUAUCUGUUCAUGAUGUAAUUUACAUGAUAAUAAAUUGGUUAUCCAUUCAUAAACUGAAUAUAUGUAUGCAGUAAUCCCCCUUCCAUUCCAGGGGUGACAUUCCCGUCCACCUCAACAAUAAGUGAAAUCCGUGACACAGAAAUACCCUAUCUGAAUACACCCUAGGCAUGUUUUUGUUGCAUUUACACCACUUAAAUAUUUUGAAAGGUCUAUAAUCACAUAAAACAAUACAAAGACAUUUAAACACGAGAGAGCAACUGCAAUGGAUGGCAUCAAAAUAUUGUGAAAAUUGUAUGAAGAAAUGGAGUAACAAAUGUAAUUAAAAUCUGCAAAAUAGUAGAACCACGAAGCAUGACAUUCGGAUACAAAAAUGAUUUUCCCAACGAACAACUCCCAUUCCCAUCACGUGUACGAACAGUCAGCGAACAAUAUGGAAGAAGUGGAGAUUUUUUAGUUUUUAGGCUGGAAAUAGUCAUUAUGUUUGUGUGAGCGAAAGAUUCGUUGUACACAUUGUGUUGUUGACAAAGUGUUGUAUGGCAUCCAAAAUACUGAUCGUUUUGAAGAAACAUUUGGAGUCGCACGGUACAUUUAAGGUUACAGAAAAAGUCCCACCCGUAAUAGGAACAAUAGGCACAUGCGACAUGCCCCUUUGCGCUGCCUAACUACGAUGCAGUCAGUGGGUGUAAAUGUCAGCGCAUUCCAUGUUGAUGGAUGGCACAAAAACCAAAAUAACAAGGAUGCCUCAAAUUACAUAAUGUCCAACGAUCACGAGGAACUAGGACUAACCUUUGAAAGGGAAGACUAUUCAAAUCAGUUGUGCCACCAGGUUGUGCGUAGUAGAGCUGCUUUAUGUUUUUAUGAUUAUUUAAUUAUUUGUGUUAAGGGAAGCCCACGGCACGGUGGCCGGCUGGUGAGCACAUCUGCCUCACAGUUCUGAGGACCCGGGUUCAAAUCCAUGUGGAGUUUUCAUGUUUUCCCGGUGCCUGCGUGCGUUUACUCCGGGUACUCCGGUUUCCUCCCACAUCCCAAAAAUAUGCAUGGUAGGUUAAUUGAAGACUCUAACUUGCCCAUAGGUGUGAAUGUGAGUGUGAAUGGUUGUUUGUUUAUAUGUGCCCUUGGAUUUGGCUGGUGACCAGUUCAGGGUGUACCCCCCCCCCCCUCGCCCAUAGACAGCUCGGAUAGGCUCCAGCCCACCCGUGACCCUAGUGAGGAUAAGCAGUACGGAAAAUGGAUAGAUGUUAAGUGAAAUCCAAAGACUGUCAUUAUUUUUGUGUAUAAAAAGUAUUUAUGUUGAGUCAAAAAAGGUUAUCUUAUGUUUUAUUUUGAAUGAAAACGUUCUUCUAAAACAUUACUGUUAAAAAGUCACUUCCAGUAAAGUAUUGGCAAAACCGGUUGUCAUUUCUAGCUGAGGCGGUGUUGUCGGCAUCUUCUGAAUGUAAAUAAUUAAGUUGUGUGUAAUCUAACUUAAUUACUUUUAAAAUCAGUAAGGUACAGUGGGUACGGAAAGUUUUCAGACCCCCUUAAAAUGUUCACUCUUUGUUAUAGUGCAGCCAUUUGUUAAAAUAAUUAAAGUUCAUUUUUUCCCUCAAUGUACACACAGCACCCCAUAUUGACAGAAAAAAAAUUUAAUUGUUGAAUUUUUUGCUGAUUUAUUAAAAAAGAAAAUUUAAAUAUCCCACAGCCAUAAGUAUUCAGACCCUUUGCUAUGACACUCAUAUAUUUAACUCGGGUGCUGUCCAUUUCUUCUGAUCAUCCUUGAGAUGGUUCUACACCUUCAUUGGAGUCCAGCUGUGUUUGAUUAUACUGAUUGGACUUGAUUAGGAAAGCCACACCCCUGUCGAUAUAAAGGGACAGGACGACUGGUUGCAAUCGUAGGAAAGAUGAACGUGGCCAAGUACAGGGAUAUGCUGGACGAAAAUCUUCUCCAGACUGCUCAGGACCUCAGACUGGGCCGAAGGUUCACCUUCAAAAAAGACAAAAGACCUUAAGCACACAGCUAAUACCAAAGGAGUGGCUUCAGAACAACACGUUGACUGUUUUAAAUGCCCCAGCCAGAGCCCUGACUUAAACCCAAUUGAGGAUCUCUGGAAAGACCUGAAAAUGGCUGACCUCCAACGUUCAUCAUCCAACCUGACAGAACUGGAGAGGAUCUGCAAGGAAGAAUGGCAGAGGAUCCCCAAAUCAAGGUGUGAAAAACUCAUGGCCGUAUUAGCUCAAAAGGGUGCUUCUACAAAAUACUCAGCAAAGGGUCUGUAUACUUAUGGCUGUGUGAUGUUUCAGUUUUUCUUUUUUAAUAAAUCUGCAAAAAUUUCAACAAUUCCGUUUUUUUUUCCUGUCAAUAUAGGGUGCUGUGUGUACAUUAAUGAGGAGGAAAAUGAACAAAAUUUAUUUUAGCAAAUGGCUGCAAUAUUUAAAAAAAGGGAAAAAUUUAAGGGGGUCUGAAUACUUUCCGUACCCACUGUAACUGAGUUACAUUGUCAUGGUAACUGUCGCAACACUGAGGAAAUCUGGCAUUCCUAACAACAGUAAAAAGCCUUCUCACACUGCACUUGGCAAAGCAUCUGACGCCCUUGACCUUCCAAUUCAUUGCGUGUGUGUGUGUGUACUGAGGGGGUGUCAGUGCAUUUUGACAUGACAGCGAGUGUCGCAUAAAAGCACGAGGUCGUCUGACGCUCAGCGUCUCAUCAUUAGAUAUAAACCAGGCUUUUGUGUCAUCUGGAGAUACGUUAGUGUCAACAACUGCUGAUUUACCGCCACACACAAACGGAAUAGGUGUUUUGGCUCUUGUAUCAAAUGUCAUCUUUAUUAUAUUUCAAUAACAAUUUGAUUUUGCAUAAAGUUCACUUCACAGUUGUUGCCUGUUCCAUUAUUACCAACCAAAUCUAAACGAUUUAAGACAAAAUAGUGUACACUGCAUAAUGCUUUCCAAUAUUUUUAAAAUAAACCAUGUUGAGUUCCAUAAUGCCUAAUCAGAUACAGUACUUGCAUUUAAUGUUGUUGUUGUGACAAGUGAUACUAAUGUGGGAUCUCCAUCCUCCCACCCCUCAAUUUUUGAGAAACAACUGCAAUUUGUUUGAAAAGGUUUUAAUGUUGCAGAACUGUACCGCAUCAUUCUGAGAGCUGUUUCUAAUAUUUUGACCACCUUAUUUAGUAAUAUAAAAAUGAUGUAGUACAGUUUUAUACCAUGACAAACUCACAAUAAAACAAUUUUACAUUAGUUAAUCAAAUAAUGUAAUCAAUGGAAACCUUCUGACCUUAUAUUUGGAACCUGUUUGUCAACAAUUCUUAUCGCACAUACAGAGAACAAUGGAACAAUUGCAGAAUGCCGAGAAGGAUAAAAUGGAUGUCUAU